AGUUGGUUCGCCCCGUUGCUGUGCGCCUCUGGAUCGAGAGUAGAGCAGUGCGAUUGAGAGGAGCUGCGCGCGUGCGGUCGCUCUUCAGCUUUGAACAAUCUGACCUGAUGAAAAUGUUUCAGUAAAACCACGACCUGCUCUUUCAAUUAUGUGACAGUCGGCUGUUUCCACUGUACACCGCGUCUGGACCGCUUAGGGAAUCAGUCGAGGAACAUUUUCAAGCCUCAAAGAGCCCAGCUGAUUGAGAGACUCGUGCGUCCUGCUUACCUGCACAGUGCAUGACCGACCCCUCCGUAGAUGCAAAUGGCUUGCUGUCUGAAGGACGAGCUCUUGUGUUCCAUUUGUCUGAGCAUUUAUCAAGACCCUGUCAGUUUCGGCUGCGAGCACUACUUCUGCCGUAAGUGCAUCACUGAGCACUGGAGCAGACAGGAGCAUCACGGGGCGCGAGACUGCCCGGAGUGCAGGAGGACCUUCACGGAUCCCCUUCUGUCCCCGAGCCUGAAGCUCUCCAACAUCGUGGAGAGGUAUGCCGCUUUCCCUCUGGACGCCAUCCUGAACGCCCAGAGGAACUCGUACCCGUGCAAGGACCAUGAAAAGGUCAAGCUCUUCUGCUUAAGUGACAAGAGCUUGGUGUGCUUCUUCUGUGAUGAGCCUGCCUUACACGAACAGCACCAAGUCACCACCGUUGACGAGGCUUAUGAGGAAAUACAGAGGGAGAUGAAGGAGCAGCUGGCGACUCUACAGGACAGUGAGAAGGGUCAUACGGAGGCUUUGCAGCUACUGCAGAGACAGCUCACCGAAACCAAGAGGGAGAUGAAGGAGCAGCUGGCGACUCUACAGGACAGUGAGAAGGGUCAUACGGAGGCUUUGCAGCUACUGCAGAGACAGCUCACCGAAACCAAGGAAGGCUUUGGAAGCAGUUCAGACUAA
This is a messenger RNA of Sinocyclocheilus grahami, 930 nucleotides long. Its product is annotated as E3 ubiquitin-protein ligase TRIM62-like. The transcript is spliced from 5 exons. Bases 298 to 930 code for a protein of 210 amino acids. NCBI's taxonomy places the organism in Eukaryota, Metazoa, Chordata, Actinopteri, Cypriniformes, Cyprinidae. Gene Ontology annotation, molecular function: zinc ion binding. The record is from RefSeq and is a predicted model, not a curated record.